Messenger RNA from Quercus lobata, 1164 nucleotides. Its product is annotated as probable disease resistance protein At4g27220. Lineage: Eukaryota; Viridiplantae; Streptophyta; Magnoliopsida; Fagales; Fagaceae. Bases 1 to 1164 code for a protein of 387 amino acids. Gene Ontology annotation, molecular function: protein binding. The transcript has a single exon. The record is from RefSeq and is a predicted model, not a curated record.
AUGAAGAGUAGGCAAGCAGAGUUUGAUAGGGGCUAUUCUAUGUUAAGUAAACUUGAAAACGCUUGCUUAUUAGAAGGUGUAAGUGAGAAAUAUUAUGAAGAGGGAAUGUUUGUGAAGAUGCAUGAUUUGGUAAGAGAAAUGGUUCUCCAAGUUGCAAGUCCUAAAUUUAUGGUAGAAGGUCACUUGGGAUUGGAGGAUUUUCCUGAUGAAGGAAAAUGGAGAGAGAAUCUCGUAAAGGCUUCUUUGAUGUACAAAAAAAUAUCAAGAAUUCCUUCUAAUGUAUCACCAAUGUGUCCUAACCUUUCGACCUUGUUGCUGCAAGGUAACAAGUCAUUAAAAAAUGUCCCAGAUUCUUUAUUUAAGCAUUUGCAUGGGCUCAAGUUUCUUGAUCUAUCAUAUACUGACAUUGAAUCUCUGCCGAAUUCAAUCUUUAGCUUGGAGAAUCUUAAUACAUUAAGCCUUAGAGGGUGUUGUUAUUUAAAGCAUGUGUCUUCAUUAGCAAAGCUUACAACAUUGACAAAGUUAGACCUUGGGGGAACUCUAAUUACGGAAGUACCGGAUGGUUUAGAAAUGUUAGUAAACUUGACAUACCUCAAUCUGGACGUAGGGAGUCCAAUAAUCAUGCCACUUGGGAUUUUACCUAAACUUUCUCAUCUCCAGUAUCUUAGAUUUUCUUGCGUAGUAACAGUGAAAGGAGAGGAGAUAGAAAGGUUGAAGAAAUUGGAGAAUGUUUGGGUCCGUUUUGAUGAAUUGUAUGAGUUUUGUAGUUUUAUAAGAUCUUUAGAGAAAAGGCAACUCACAUGUUACCAAAUUCAAGUGGGAGAGUCAGAGGAAGACGUGGAUCGGGAUAUUCAAGACGUAGGAAAAGGUGCAAUUUUAGAAAGAGAGUGCAAUUUAAGAAGAGAAGGUGAGUCCCGUGUGCUACCGGAAGACGUGCAAUCCCUAGAUAUUGUAGAAUGUGACGAUUUAACAAGUCUAUGCGAUGUUCCAUCUUUGAAGCACGUAAGGGAAUUGAAGAAAAUACGUCUUAGCCAUUGCAAAGGAAUAGAGCACGUUCUUUCGCCUUCUUCUUCUCUUACCGAUUCUCUUCAAACUCUCAAGAUGAAAGACAGAGAGCUGCAUCAGCACGGGUCCCGCCUAUCACCUUUUCCCGUCUCAAAGUGA